Molecule: messenger RNA, 1667 nt
Organism: Nicotiana attenuata
Lineage: Eukaryota; Viridiplantae; Streptophyta; Magnoliopsida; Solanales; Solanaceae
Exons: 3
Coding region: 624-1484 (286 amino acids)
Source: RefSeq, a predicted model, not a curated record
AUGCAGCACACCGUAAUACACCUAUAAAUACAAAAAUUCUCUCUCUCAAAUAUCUUUAAAAAAAAUAAAGAAAAAAUUGUUUGGUCUAGCGUUGAAUCCGAUGGUAAUUUAGGGCUAUAAGAAUGAUCCGAUUUACUUGAUUUCUAGUUAUGCUUCUUUGAAAUCCGAGGAAUUCAAUCAUCUUCAUUCAUUAUUUUGUGUUUUUGUGUGGAGGAGUGAGUUGGAUUGGAUCGCCGAGUUAUUGGAAUUAGGGAUUUGGUUGUUUUGGGGGAAAUCGAAGGGCAUCGCAUCGAUAUACGAUGCAUUCGGUGACGCCUAGUGGUGUGUUGGAUGUGUUGUUGAGUUUACCUCAUGCUGCUUCUUUUUAUGGUGUUUUGUGUUCUCAUCGUCUGAAACGUCGGCGUAGUAAUAAUUUUAGUUAACGUUUAAUUCCUCUUCGCUUUUUUUUUCCUUCUUCGAAUCUGUUUCAGCUGUCGGAUUGCUGGUUUUCUGUUUGUUUCGAGGGAUUUUCGGCUAUUUCAGAUCUAUUUACGAGUAUUUGUAACCAAAAGCGUUGAGUCUUUUUCUGAAGGGUUGUUUACGAUCGACAUACUCAAAGAUCUUUUGCUGCUCUCUUUUAAUUGAUGGACAUUUGUUCUGCUAAUUACAAGUCGGACUUCGGAAGUGUAAGAGGCUUUUGUGAGUCAUCGAAGGAGACUCCUGGUUGUGCUUCUGGCAAUCCAGGAGGUCCUUAUGUUAAUGAUCUUGGGCACCAUCUCUCUGAAUCUUUGAAUAUUGAGGAUGGUGAAGACUUGAUUGAUAAGGACAAUUCCAACACAUUGGAGGAAGAUGGAAGUGAAGAUAUUGAUGCAAAUGGCACUGGCAUUGUGGACUCGGAAAAAGGCUUGAUCAAGUCUGCAACAUUUCCAUGCUCUAGUAUGAGCACUCCCCCUUCUGAGUUGGUUUAUGGGCAGAAGGAGCAGGAAGUUGAUGCUAACUCAACUGACUUGCCUUAUUCACGUUCCAUAUCUUUGCCUACAACUUUGAAGCUUGUAUCUGCCAUUAAAGGUAGCCGGGAGAAACAAGGCAAAUCACCCAGGAAGCUGUCUGUGACAUGGGCUCCCGAUGUGUAUGACCCUAUUCCAACAGCAGUUUCGCAUGUGCCAAACAAGGGACAACGCCACAGGAGUGACAACAAGAGGAGUGGGAAGAAUAAGCAGAAAAGCAAUGGCAAAUCUUCACGAGCGAGCAAGAGUAAAGACAAGAAACAAGGUCGCAAGCAUGGUGGGAGUGCCAAGAGGAGUUAUCAUCAUCUAGAGGAUAGCCACAUUACGACUUGUUCUGGCUUCCAUUCUUUGGGGGAUAAUAUAACUGCUCAUUCUAGUGGGCUGCAGCCUAGCACUGUUGAUUAUGAUAUUGGCAACACUCCGGAUCCAUUCUGUGGGAGUAGUUUUCUCAAGAAAUCUGUCACAAAGUUGCAUUUUCCAGUUGCAGAAGCUUCCUGAGCUUCCUUUUUGAUUGUGGUGUGAGCUGUUGAUUGUUCCAUCUAGUUCUGUAAAUAAAUAAGUAUGAUGCUUAACUGAGUUGUGGAAUUCGUUAUGACUGUUGUUAUUGGCAUUUUUGUACCAAGUUUUAAAACUUUUGCGCCGUUGGUGAGUGAAUGGAUGACUCUUUUUUGCUUUGCUGUA